CUACCUCUGUUUCUGACAGAGGCGGACCGAAGUCAGAAUUUUAGAUUCUUACACACCCGUACUCCCCAUCCAUUAUCAUCAGUAGCAUCCCUCUUCAACAAACCCACUUCAAACAUCGCGCAAAUAAAAUUAAAAGGAACGAUUACAAAUGUACUUGCAGAGGCGUGCACAACUGAUGAAGGAUGGUGAAGGCGAGAACCAGUCACACAUACAGAACGAGUGACGCUGGUGAUGGCAAAAUAGAAUAGGGUGGUGCAAAAUUUGCAUUCAAAAUUCUGGAAACUUACAGGAAAAUUAGGUAUGUAAGGGCUAAUGGCUACUUCAUGUUCAUAUCCACAUUAAAUAUUGUUGUUAUCUUGCCCUAAGUUCAUUUGAUUGCAGUGCCACAGAUCAAGCACAUCCAAGAGAUAAAAGUGAUACAUCAUCAAGAAGUUCAACUUGUGAAACUCCUUUGUAUGGAAAUUGUGAAAUUGGAUUACUCAAAAGCUGCGUCAAUAUUUGGAGUUUCACUAGAAGUUGCAGCAAUUGCUGGGUGUCGUGAAGUUGUUGAAGAGAUUUUAAGUUCAUUUCGUGGUGCAAUUUAUCUUAAAAAUAAGUCAAACCAAACAAUUUUCCAUCUUGCAAUUGUGAAUCGUCGUGAAAAUAUUUUCAAUCUGGUUUAUCAAUUCAAGGAAUUUAGCAACCUAUUUAUCUCCAGAGUAGAUAUCACAAUGAAUAAUGGUCUACAUUUGGCUGGUCGUUUCAAAAGUCAACAGAAACUGAAUCUCAGAGCUCGUGCCGCUGGUGCAGCUCUACAGAUGCAGCUUGAAUUACAGUGGUUUAAGGAAGUAGAAAAUUUUACUCUGGUUACAGCUAGAGAACGGAAGAAAGACGAGGAGAAGACACCAAGGAUGUUAUUUACAGAGACACAUGAGGAGUUAAUUAAAGAAGGAGAGCAAUGGAUGAAAGACACAUCCAAUUCAUGCACAAUUGUAGCAGCAUUAA
Ilex paraguariensis (yerba mate) is the source of this 984-nucleotide messenger RNA. The record is from the annotation of a GenBank genome assembly. NCBI's taxonomy places the organism in Eukaryota, Viridiplantae, Streptophyta, Magnoliopsida, Aquifoliales, Aquifoliaceae.